GCCAAAAAAACAACAAUAAAAAAAUAUAAAAUAAUUAAAAAGAAAAGGAGUUGUUCGUAUCGUAUUCUACCUUAUAAAAACACACCAUCCUUGUUUCCCUCUUCCUACACCGCACUCUCUUCUUCCUCCUCUGUGAUUUUAUCUCUCUCUCCUCUGUUUGGACCCAUGGAUAAGGUUAAACUCGUGAAGAAUGGUGUUCUGAGAUUGCCACCUGGAUUCAGAUUUCAUCCCACUGAUGAGGAACUUGUGGUUCAGUACCUAAAGAGAAAAGUCCUCUCUUCUCCUUUGCCAGCUUCCAUCAUUCCUGAUUUCGAUGUUUGCAGAGCUGAUCCUUGGGAUUUACCUGGCAAUUUGGACAAGGAGAGGUACUUCUUCAGCACAAGGGAAGCCAAGUACCCAAAUGGGAACCGGUCCAACCGGGCAACCGGUUCCGGUUAUUGGAAAGCUACCGGUAUCGAUAAACGGGUCGUGACCUCUAGAGGAAAUCAAAUCGUUGGGCUGAAGAAAACACUCGUCUUCUACAAAGGCAAACCACCUCAUGGCUCAAGAACCGAUUGGAUCAUGCACGAAUAUCGCCUCUCUUCCUCUCCUCCGAGUUCCAUGGGCCCCAUCCAGAACUGGGUUCUUUGUCGUAUCUUCCUAAAGAAGAGAGCCGGUAAUAAAAGCGACGACGACGACGGAGAUAACCGGAAUCUUAGAUAUAAUAAUAAUGACCAAACUGAAAUAAUUACAACAAACCAAACCGAAGAUAAAACGAAACCAAUCUUCUUCGAUUUUAUGAGAAAAGAAAGGACUACGGAUUUGAACCUUUUGCCGAGCUCUCCAUCUUCCGAUCAUGCCUCAAGUGGACUCACGACGGAGAUCUUCUCUUCUGAUGAAGAGACCAGUAGUUGCAAUAGUUUCAGAACAAAUCUUUAAUUUAAUUUUAAUGUUGACUAUCUUAAUAAUUUAAUAUUAAUACGACUCUCCUUCCCUUUUUUUUCCCAUUUUACUUGAAAACGAAUCUUUGUCCUCUCUUUCGUUUCGUGUUAAUUUUUUUUUUUAUAUAUAAAAUAAAUUUCGUGAA
Messenger RNA from Eutrema salsugineum, 1066 nucleotides. RefSeq names its product NAC domain-containing protein 83. The record is from RefSeq and is a predicted model, not a curated record. Gene Ontology annotation, molecular function: DNA binding. The transcript is spliced from 3 exons. Gene Ontology annotation, biological process: regulation of DNA-templated transcription. Bases 166 to 918 code for a protein of 250 amino acids. Lineage: Eukaryota; Viridiplantae; Streptophyta; Magnoliopsida; Brassicales; Brassicaceae.